AUGAGCUUAGAAGUAGAAGAGGAGAAGACUGUUGAUAUUAACGAGUCUUACGACAGUGAUGAAGAAGAUAACAAUGUUGUAAGUCUAGUUUAUGGUUUUCGAACGGUUUAUUUCUUGUUUAUGCAAGUUAGUUAUCUACGUUUAAUUUGUUUUAUUCAAAUCAAGGUUUACUAUUAAUUAGCAUUGAAGGAAAACCAUUUUGUUUUGUUUUCUAAGAAAAUUUUGUUAAGUUGCACUUUAUUGUUAAUGUACUUUAGGUAAAAACAAAGAAGUUGACUAAACGAAAGGCAAAGACAGAUGAUUGGGCCAAAUUAGGCCAUAAGAAACCUAACUAUGGUGAAGAACGAGAAAGAGAACGACAGUUGACAGCGAUCGCAACAAAAGGUGUAACUCAAUUGUUCAAUGCAGUAUCGGAACGACAGAAGAUAAUCGACCAGAAGUUGGAGGAGAUGGAGAACAGCAAGAGUCGAACCAAACGACACGAACUUCUAAGCGAACUCAAGUCCAACGACUUCCACUCGCAAUUAUAUAAAAAAGCGGCCCCUGAGGUGAGUAAUUACUUGUUUUGGUUUGGUUUAGUUUUAGGUGUUAUUGACUAUAAACUGGCAUCGUAUCUCUCGUAUUUAUUUCUAGGGGCCGAGAAGAGAAGAAGAUUAGGGUUGUGACGAAAACACCGACACUAGGUGUAAUUAUAUGACUUUUUUGUUGGAGACCUGGGGACCUUCUUGUUUUACACAAACUUGGAUUAAUUUGUUAAAUUUUAGGUAAAGGAGGAUGAAGUGAAGGACGAAUUAAAGGAUGAACCAGCUGAAGAUACCGAGGUUGAUGAGGACGAUAUUAUCCCUAUUUGA
Messenger RNA from Bursaphelenchus okinawaensis, 851 nucleotides. Lineage: Eukaryota; Metazoa; Nematoda; Chromadorea; Rhabditida; Aphelenchoididae. The record is from the annotation of a GenBank genome assembly.